AUGGGCCUAUUCAAUAGUGAUUAUUCUAGACUUCCAACAAACACUAGCGAUAAGACUGGAGUUCUUGAGUCUCCUAUGGAGACUAGCGAUGACCCUUGGAAUUCUCCCUUUGGUGAACCGCCUAUUAGAUCUGCUCUUGAAUCUGACGAAGUUCCGGCUUUUGGUAAAUUACCUGGAGCUCCUGAGAAUUUUACAUCUAUUCUUAAGUUUGACGGAGUUCCUGCUUUCGGUAAAUCACCUGGAGCUCCUGAGAAUUUUACAUCUGCUCUUGGAUCUAACGAAGUUCCGGCUUUUGGUAAAUUACCUGGAGCUCCUAAGAAUUUUACAUCUAUUCUUUUUAACGAAGUUCCUGCUUUCGGUAAAUCACCUGGAGCUCCUGAGAAUUCUACAUCUGCUCUUGGAUCUAACGAAGUUCCGGCUUUUGGUAAAUUACCUGGAGCUCCUAAGAAUUUUACAUCUAUUCUUUUUAACGAAGUUCCUGCUUUCGGUAAAUCACCUGGAGCUCCUGAGAAUUCUACAUCUGCUCUUGGAUCUAACGAAGUUCCGGCUUUUGGUAAAUUACCUGGAGCUCCUAAGAAUUUUACAUCUAUUCUUUUUAACGAAGUUCCUGCUUUCGGUAAAUCACCUGGAGCUCCUGAGAAUUCUACAUCUGCUCUUGGAUCUAACGAAGUUCCGGCUUUUGGUAAAUUACCUGGAGCUCCUAAGAAUUUUACAUCUAUUCUUUUUAACGAAGUUCCUGCUUUCGGUAAAUCACCUGGAGCUCCUGAGAAUUCUACAUCUGCUCUUGGAUCUAACGAAGUUCCGGCUUUUGGUGAACCAUCUAGACCUCCUAAGAAGAAUAUUCGAUCUACUUUUAGAUCUCCUAAGACCAGCAAUGACUCUAGGCAAAACGACUCUUCUUUUAGUGAUCCUCACCAUGGCUCUAUGAUAGUUGAAUAUUCUCCUUUUGCAUCUUGGGGUCCUAGGGUUCCUCCUUUUGUUGUUCCCAUCAGUCCAAAGGAUAUCCCGAAUCUGAAGAGGACAAAUUGA
This is a messenger RNA of Talaromyces stipitatus ATCC 10500, 1029 nucleotides long. RefSeq lists its product as uncharacterized. The record is from RefSeq and is a predicted model, not a curated record. NCBI's taxonomy places the organism in Eukaryota, Fungi, Ascomycota, Eurotiomycetes, Eurotiales, Trichocomaceae. The transcript has 2 exons. The coding region runs from base 1 to 1029 and encodes 342 amino acids.